This is a messenger RNA of Cannabis sativa, 2323 nucleotides long. Its product is annotated as glutathione hydrolase 3. Gene Ontology annotation, molecular function: glutathione gamma-glutamate hydrolase. The record is from RefSeq and is a predicted model, not a curated record. The coding region runs from base 202 to 2088 and encodes 628 amino acids. Gene Ontology annotation, biological process: glutathione catabolic process. NCBI's taxonomy places the organism in Eukaryota, Viridiplantae, Streptophyta, Magnoliopsida, Rosales, Cannabaceae. Gene Ontology annotation, cellular component: plasma membrane. The transcript has 7 exons.
AAUACCAAUGCUUAUAGCAAUAGGCUGUUUAUAAUUGAAGAGCUAAAUACGAUACGUAAUAGUUUGCUUAUGGCUAUGGAAAUAUUAUUGCUCACUCUCUCCUCUCCUCCAACUUACCAACCUUAAACCAAUUUUUUUUCUUAAAAAAAAAAAAAAAGAAAAAAGAGGAGCAUCACAUAUUCAUCGUCGUACAGUUGUGCAAUGAUGGGUAACCACCGCCUGGGAUCUCCUCUCUUGGCCUAUGCCUCUCAAGAAAACAAGAAAUGGAGGAAACCUCUCUCCUGUCUCAUUACUCUCACUCUCCUUACCCUCAUAAUCGUGAUUCUUCUAGUGCCUGGAAACAACAUAAAUCUUUGGAAACAGAAAGAUGGAAACAAGCAUAGUAAUUGGAUUCAAGUAAAUGAUGCUGACAUAAUCGAGUCACAGAAGGGUGUUGUUGCAGCUGAUGAUGGCCGUUGUUCUGAAGUUGGAGCUUCAUUCCUUAGGCAGAAUGGUCAUGCCGUUGAUGCUGCAGUGGCCACCGCAUUGUGCCUCGGUGUCGUUAAUCCGGCGUCAAGUGGGAUCGGAGGAGGUGGUUUCAUGAUCCUCCGAUCUUCAUCAACCAUGCAAACACAAGCUUUUGACUUCAGGGAAACUGCUCCUUUGGCUGCCUCAGAGGAUAUGUAUGCAAAUGCACCCGAUGCCAAGUUCUAUGGUCCACUGUCUAUGGGAGUUCCUGGGGAGAUAGCUGGUCUACACAAAGCCUGGUUAGACCAUGGACGUUUGGAAUGGAAGAAGUUGUUCCAACCUGCUAUAAAACUUGCUAAAGAUGGAUUUGUAAUUACCCCUUUGCUUGGAGGAAAGAUAAUUAAUAAAGCACAGAUGAUUUUAAAUGACCCUGGAUUGAGACAAGUUUUUGCUCCUAAUGGGAAGUUGGUAAAAGCUGGUGACACAUGCUACAAUGUGAAACUUGGCCGUAGUUUAGAGGAAAUUGCAGAGCUAGGACCCCAAGCCUUCUAUAAUGGUUCUAUCGGUGAGAAACUGGUCAAAGAUGUGAAAGAGGCUGGUGGGAUUUUGUCAAUGGAGGAUUUGAGAAAUUACAAGGUGAAGACUAUGGAUGCCAUGGCUGCAGAUGUAAUGGGCUACACUGUAUAUGGGAUGCCACCGCCUUCAAGUGGAACCCUCGGGAUUUCUCUGGUUAUGAACAUCCUUGAUAGUUAUGGAAGCUCUGAUGCUGCAAAGGGAGAUCUUGGUGUGCAUCGGUUGAUUGAAUCGCUAAAGCACAUGUUGGCCAUACGAAUGAACCUGGGAGACCCUGAUUUUGUAAAUAUUAGUAAAUAUGAAAAUCAAAUGCUUUCACCAGAUUUUGCUAAGCAAAUUAAGGAAAGAAUAUUUGACAAUACUACUUUUCCUCCAGAGUACUACAUGAACAGGUGGAGUCAGCUAAGAGAUCAUGGAACCAGCCAUUUCAGCAUUGUAGAUACAGAUCGAAAUGCAGUAUCAAUGACAACAACCGUAAAUUUUCCAUUUGGAGGUGGGGUUCUCUCCCCUUCCACUGGGGUUGUGCUCAACAAUGAGAUGGGUGAUUUCUCAACACCUACAGAAAUAACCCCAGAUGAGCUCCCUCCUGCUCCUGCAAACUUUAUCAAACCGAACAAGAGACCUUUAUCUUCCAUGACCCCAAUUAUUGUCACCAAGGAUAAUCAAGUAGUUGGGGUCCUUGGUGGCAGUGGGGGUAUGGAUAUCAUCUCUGCGGUUGCUCAGGUUUUUCUUAACUAUUUUGUUUUGGGAAUGGAUCCAUUGGCUGCAGUUCAGAGUCCAAGGAUCUAUCAUGAGUUAAUUCCUAACCAGGUCUCCUAUGAGAACUGGACAGUGAUAUGUGGCAAUCACAUUGAGCUUUCAGAAGGAACCAAGCUGUUCUUGCAAGAAAGAGGUCAUCAAAUAGUGCCUAGGGCAGGGGGUGCCAUCACUCAGUUUAUUGUUCAAACACUACAAUCCCCAAUUGCCAUGGGUAGGAAAAAUGUAAAAUCUCCUAAUGGACAAACACUCUAUGGUACACUUGUUGCAGUUAGUGAUCCCAGAAAAGAUGGAAAGCCUGCAGCCUGUUGAAUCAGUUGAAUGUUGAAACAUCAUAAAGUCGAACAGGGUUUUGGCUACACAUCAAUUGAUAUCGAUUUACAAAAUUGUUCCAUAAUUUACACAUCAAUUGAUAUUUUCCAAUAUGGUCUAAUGCCUACUGGGAUAUUGAUUAUAUAAACCAUUUCACGGUGGUGUUUAUUAUGAACAAUGUAAAAUUAAUAAGAUACUUGUAAAUUUUGUAAUUACAAAUGUCAGUUUCUUCUUA